Drosophila sechellia is the source of this 716-nucleotide messenger RNA. It is a transcript of the gene mRpL35, whose product is annotated as mitochondrial ribosomal protein L35. Bases 95 to 631 code for a protein of 178 amino acids. Gene Ontology annotation, molecular function: structural constituent of ribosome. The transcript has 2 exons. The record is from RefSeq and is a predicted model, not a curated record. Gene Ontology annotation, cellular component: mitochondrion; ribosome. Lineage: Eukaryota; Metazoa; Arthropoda; Insecta; Diptera; Drosophilidae. Gene Ontology annotation, biological process: translation.
AUGGCACACAGCUGACUGUUACGCGAUUCGAAAAGAAGAAGAAUACCUGCGUUUUGUAUGGAAUUAUAGGUUUAUCUUUAUCGUUUUAAGUGAAAUGCUAAGAACUUUUGUGACAAGCGCGCUGCGAAGCGUUUGCCGCCAGUCGCCGGCUGCAGCUUCGUUGAUUCCUCUGGUGCAGCGGACACAACGUGCCACUUUAAUGACUCUAUCCCGUCCAUGCCUGUUGCCCACGCCAUCACUGGCAUCUCCUGCUCAUCACCAGCUCCUCCAGCUGCCGGGAGUACUCGCUGCCACAGGAACACCAUCAAACACACGCAACGUAACCAAGUUCUCGCUGGUGAAGGGUAAACGAAAGACCGUCAAAGCGGUACUGAAACGUUUUAAGCGCCUGGACUGGGGCGCCUGGAUACGCACCCAUUCCGGUCGCCAAAAGAAGCUCUUCAAGAAAUCCGCAGCCUUACGACGCCGCCUAAAGCAGCACGUCUUCACCAAUGCCACGCAGAGCUGGCUGCUGGACAAGAUGGUCACCAGCUAUUGGCGGCGCCCAAAGCAUUUCAUCAACGAUCCCUAUAAGCCCUAUCACAGCCGCAACGAGUACUAUGCCACACAGUCAAAGACCUUUAAGGUGUGACCUGGCUAAUCAAAGAUAAUACAUAGUUUAUAGUUUAUCCAUUGAAAACUACAAAAUCUAUUAAAUGCCAUUGUUUCACUAACAA